CAAACGAAGCUCAUUGAUCGACUGAAUCGAGCAAAUGCAGUAGGGCGUCAGGUGGUGUGACAGGAGUCAGGUGUUGUGGUGGAAAGUCUUGUUUCUUGUUCGUAACGUAUGUCGUUUGUACAAAUACUUAAGAACAUGGGAUGUUGUUAUAGUUGUAAAGAGGAUAAUUCGGUACAGGGCGGGGAAGCAAACGAAAGGACACAUCUUCUAGUGGAUCCAGUGAGCAAUAGUGCUGCAAUCCAGAGAGUUCAUAGUGACGAAUUCUUAACUCGGUACCCUAACUCUUUGCCCAAGAAGACAGAUGAACAGUCAGCCCUGAACAGAAUACUGCAAGAGACAGCCACGAAUGUGAUUGACGUUUCUGCCCUGGGUCCACAUGCUCUUGAACAGCACGAGUUCUUGGAACGUGUCAAACUAUAUGCCCAACGAUUGCAGCAAGUGCAGCUUGGUUCAGCAGGCAGUGGACGGCGAGUGGUGGGUGCUGGCAGUAUCCAACAGAUAGCACAACCUAUCUUAGCAGACGUGCCUGCUCCUGAAAGGUGGCUUGCUGCUCACCCACUUGACGCCAGGGACUUAGCGCUUGUUGUGGGUGUAGCAGAACGUGCAGGAGCAGCUCUGGCUGACUUAAGAGUGGAACAUCGUGAGGACCUUGUAGUGCCUUUUGUAAUCCCUUGAAAAUAGAGGAAGACUGAAAGAAAGAAAGAAAGGACAAAAUGGAUGAUCCAGGAUAUGGAAGGAUCUGAUGAAGCCAAUGACUGAUAAAAUUAUAAUCACAUUUUAGCAUUGGCUUGUGACUGAUGUUAUUUCUUUUAUAAUGUUUAUAUUAAUCUCACCAAAGAUAUAUUUUAUUGCAAAAAAAAAUAAAUAAUCUAUUGCCAAUGGGAGCAAUGACAGUUGGCGGAGUUCCGUAAUUCACUAAGAACACAGCUGUUAUGAAACAGACAAGGAUAUAGAAACAUUGAUGUAAUACUGUUGCAUUUUAGUGCAGACAUUCAUAUAUUUUAAAAAUGGAAUUCUCACUCACUUUAAUACCUUGAGAUAUCUUAACUGGGUUUUAGUAAAUGUGCUAUGAAAUAACAAAUCUUCAGGAAGGCAACAUAUUUUACAAUUUGUUGAAACUGGUAAAUCUGUAUUUUAAAUUUUGUAAAUAAUUAGUUAUUUUGAUAAAAUUAAUGGCAAAAUUUAAGUAAAUAUUAGUUAUGUUUUAUUUUGGUUGAAUAUGUGUGCUUGAAUUGAAAGUUGAGUGUUCAUUUUGUCAUAAGUUAAAAGUAAAUAAAUAGUAAAAAUGUAUUCUGUAAUAGCAGUAUUUAAAUGUUCUUGAUAUAUCCUAACACAAGAAGGCACAAGGAUAUGAAACAUUUGUUUGUUAAAUUGGCCUUGAAAGAAAAUUCCAUUGUAAACACUGUCUUUGGUUUGUGUGUAAUUAUUGUCCCAUUUUACUCAGCUGAAAAGUUUCAUUGUUGGUUUCUGAGUCUUGCCACAACUGCUUUUUCGUUUGUAAUAAAAGUGUCUACUGGCAUUCA
Molecule: messenger RNA, 1523 nt
Organism: Schistocerca gregaria
Lineage: Eukaryota; Metazoa; Arthropoda; Insecta; Orthoptera; Acrididae
Gene: Lamtor1
Product: ragulator complex protein LAMTOR1
Exons: 5
Coding region: 109-675 (188 amino acids)
Biological process (GO): endosomal transport; regulation of receptor recycling; positive regulation of MAPK cascade
Cellular component (GO): Ragulator complex; late endosome membrane; lysosome
Molecular function (GO): guanyl-nucleotide exchange factor activity; molecular adaptor activity
Source: RefSeq, a predicted model, not a curated record